Photinus pyralis (common eastern firefly) is the source of this 2827-nucleotide messenger RNA. RefSeq names its product CCR4-NOT transcription complex subunit 1-like. Gene Ontology annotation, cellular component: CCR4-NOT core complex; P-body. Lineage: Eukaryota; Metazoa; Arthropoda; Insecta; Coleoptera; Lampyridae. Gene Ontology annotation, molecular function: molecular adaptor activity. The record is from RefSeq and is a predicted model, not a curated record. The transcript has 4 exons. Bases 39 to 2600 code for a protein of 853 amino acids. Gene Ontology annotation, biological process: nuclear-transcribed mRNA catabolic process, deadenylation-dependent decay.
UAAUUGUGCCAUUACAUUUUAGGCGCUACUGCGAUUCGAUGGCGUUAACUUAUCAAGCCGACCGAAUGCCCGAAGCGAUUCGGCUGCGAGUCGGAGGCGUAACGCCCCAACAGUUGGCCGUGUACGAGGAGUUCGCGCACAACAUACCGGGGUUUCUGCCCCUAUCCGAUAGAGACACGGCGCCUUUCAUUCACAAACCGACGGUCAAUUUGGAGCCGCAAGGUCCGACCAAUGUGUUCCAGACAUCUCAGUCGAUCAUUCCGUCCGACGAAACGAGUACGGUGUACGAUAAGCUGCUAGGCGAAGUGGAGCAGUUCAUUCAGGCCACCGGCAAUCAGCCCAGCUUUAGCAUAAUGAAUAAUAACAUGCACAUACUGCGAGACUGUCUAAUGCACGCCAUGCGCAAUCGAGAUAUGAUUCUAUCGGCGAUGACUCUCACCCAAAAAUGUGUGGAGGGCUUACAAGAUGGUUUAAUGUCGGUAGCGAACGAUCCCGAUCAUGUCCUACACCGAUACAAGGAGAUUUACGUACGCGUGUUAAAGACAAUGCAAGAUCCUCGAGCUUUUGGCCAGCAAUGGACGAACAAGCAGGUUACCCGCUUCCUUACCGAAUGCCGCGACGAUCUGCGCUACAACUUGGACGCCGUCGAUACCCUCAUUCGCGCCGGCUUGGUCAAUCUGCCCCAGUACGACGUCGCGCUCACCCAACUGAUGGACAACGGCCUCAAUUACGUCGCCGUCAACUUCGCCACCCAGUUAAUUCCUUUAUUUCUCAUCGAGGAGCGUACGAACCAGAACGUUACCGAGAAUGAUCUGCCGAACACAAUCGAAAUGCUAGUCAAACUUGCCACGCACACCAGACAGCCGCCCGAGGGAUUGGCGAACGUCAUUGAAUUGCUACGGCAGCACCACGAUCAGACGACGUUUUUCGGGGAUCGUGCGCCCCACGGUCCUUCGAUACACAUUCACAAUGGCAUCUUACAGGUACGUUCUCUGAACUACGAGGAUCCGCCCGGUUUAAUGGAAAAGACCGACUUCCUCCUUCGCGACUGGAUAGGAAUCUAUCACUCUCAGCCUUCCGGUCGCGACUCGACGAAGGCGUUCAGUAUGUUCGUGCACCAGAUGAACGUGCACGGAAUAUUAAAAACCGACGACCUAAUAACGCGCUUCUUUCGACUCUCGACCCAGUUGUGCGUCGAGGCGGUUUACAGGAACGUAACCGAGGGAAGCGCGAGCAAUCAGACCGUGCUGAGAACGAAAUGCUAUCACACUUUGGAUCCGUUCGUUCGUCUGAUCGCGUUACUGGUGAAACACUCGGGGGACGCGAGCAAUGCGACUACGAAAAUUCAUUUGCUUAACAAGGUCUUGGGAAUCGUCGCCGGGUGCCUGCUGCAAGAUCACGAGCAGCGCGCCGGCGAUUUCCAGCAGCUGCCCUAUCACAGAAUCUUCAUAAUGCUCUUCUUGGAAUUGUGCUCGCCCGAGCCAGUUUUGGAGACGAUCAACUAUCAGGUCUUGACCGCUUACUGCCAUACUCUGCACAUUUUAAGGCCCUCGAAGGCGGCCGGCUUCUGCUACGCCUGGCUGGAACUGAUAUCGCAUCGGGUCUUCAUCGGUAGAAUGUUGGCGAUUACUCCGCAGCAAAAGGGGUGGAGCAUGUACGCUCAGCUUUUAAUCGACUUAUUCAAAUACCUCGCGCCGUUUUUGAGAAACGCAGAGUUGGCGAAACCGGUUACGAUGCUGUACAAGGGAACGCUCCGAGUCCUACUGGUGCUACUCCACGACUUUCCCGAAUUUUUAUGCGACUACCACUACGGAUUUUGCGACGUUAUUCCGCCGAACUGCAUACAGAUGCGAAACUUGAUUCUAUCCGCGUUCCCGCGCAACAUGCGGCUACCGGAUCCGUUCACGCCAAAUCUGAAGGUGGACGUUCUACAGGAAAUUACGUACUCGCCUCGGGUAAUCACAAAUUUCGCCACGCUAAUAACGCCGCUUCAGUUCAAGAAAGAUUUGGACUCGUACUUGAAGCAACGGGCACCGGUUACGUUCCUGUCGGAACUAAGAAGUAACUUGCAGGUCUCGAAUGAGCCGGGAAUGCGUUACAACAUUCCGUUAAUGAACGCGCUAGUCAUGUAUGUCGGCACUCAAGCGAUUGGCUACAUACGAAACAAAAGUUUGACACCAAACAUGUCGACGAUCGCUCACAGUGCACAUAUGGAUAUCUUCCAGAACUUAACCGUCGAUUUGGAUACGGAAGGAAGGUAUCUCUUCCUAAAUGCGGUCGCGAAUCAAUUACGCUACCCCAACAGUCACACCCAUUACUUUUCGUGCACGUUACUGUACUUAUUUGCCGAAGCCAACACCGAGGCUAUACAGGAACAGAUAACGAGAGUUUUGUUAGAGAGACUAAUCGUAAAUCGGCCCCAUCCCUGGGGACUGCUAAUUACGUUCAUCGAGUUAAUCAAAAAUCCGAGCUAUAAAUUCUGGAAUCACGAAUUUGUACAUUGCGCGCCCGAAAUCGAAAAGUUAUUCGAAUCUGUAGCUCGGUCCUGUAUGGUUCAAAAGACAACCGUUCAAGCACAAGAAGGUGAUGUUCAAGAGUGAUAUGUUUUAGUGAUUUGUAAAUAAUUCAGGAAAAGUUCUAUUGUUUUGUUUGCCUUUUACGGUACAAUUUUUGAAACUCUUUAGUUAUAGAGAUAAGGAUAGUGUAUAGAGGUAGUGAUAUUGUAAUAUAUUUGCAAAUCAAGUAUUUUUAAGAGAAUUUUCAUGUAUUUGUAAUUAUAUAAAUACGAUUGAUGUAAUUAAAUGGUUUAAAUGUUUUGAGCAUAUUA